Messenger RNA from Amoebophrya sp. A120, 4133 nucleotides. Lineage: Eukaryota; Dinophyceae; Syndiniales; Amoebophryaceae. The record is from the annotation of a GenBank genome assembly.
UGGGCUCCGUGCCGGGUUGAGGUUGUAGCUUAGCGCAGGAGUUAAAGAUGUCUCGUCUGUUGUCGUCGUGCGUGUCUAUCGCUGCUUGGACGAUCUCUUUACGGCCUUGGUCUACCCACGACAUUGGGAACGUGCAACGUGUUGCUGGUUUGUCUCUGUCAAAAAGAAAGGGCCGUCGCACAUCAAACGGUGAACAGCGUCGGAGGCAGACUGAAAACUUCUACAUUGGCACACCGAGAGUGGAUGUUGUUAAUCCAACAUCGAGCGGCUCAUCAGCCGAGCAGCCUUCCGGAGGACUACCACGGUCCUCGGGCGUGCAACCGACGUCCAUCACGAGCGGAAGUUCGAGCCGUAAUCUUCACGGGAACGUUCAUAGCGGACCUUCGUCUAGCCACGAGCCGUUCGGGGUAGGCGGACCACGCGGAGGUGGACCAACUGUUGGGUAUGGUGGAUCCUCCAGUUCCACGACUGGGCUUCGUGAAGCGACGGUUUUGUCUACACGACAGACAAGCAGACAUCCUGCCUUGGGGUCCACCAGCACGACCGGAUCAUCAUCAUCGAGCUCCAGCAGUGCCACUUUGAGCGAGUUGCACGAGCGUGCACAGCAAGCUUUGUUGGACCGCAGCGGAGAGAGCCUGCGAACCUGCCUGGCAAGUUGCCCCAGCUGGAAAAGCAUAGAGGGCGAUAAUCCACCGCCUCAAGAAACAGGCAGCAGGAGGUGCUCUGGAGCUCAUGUGGUCAGCACCGAUGUUGAAGAAGAGUACAUGGACGACGACAACAGCCCGGACAUCGAUUCCAAUAAAUUCUUCUGCGCACUCUGCCUUGAGGGCUUCGACGAGAAAUCUAACCCUGCUGCCGCAAUGUCGUUUUGCGCCUGCACUGCAGCUGGUGCAGCAGCAGACGACGCUUUUCUCUCAUCCAGCAGGAACAAACGCACCGCCUGGGGUGAGCUCCCCGUCUGCCAGCAUCGCUUUCACCUAUCCUGUCUCCGCCAGUUGGUGGAGCACUGCGAGCGGGAUCCGAGCCUGGCAGUGCAGCAAACACAGGUGAAUUCCGCACAUGAUGACAUGGAAGCGAUUUACGAGGAGUUCAUUAACGGACAAAGGAUGCGCAUCUCCACUGCGAGAACAUCAAACGGUCAAAUGGACCACAAUGUCGGAACGCCAACCAGCGGUCCGCCACGGGGACAUCGAGCAGCCUUGGCCAGACCCUACGACCAGCAGGAUAAUGAGGAUUUAGUUCUCCCGAUACCGGAAAGACGACGUCGGAGAGACCAAAACGACCGAGGAGGGUCAUUAUUCCCGCCACGAAGUAGUGGUGCUCGCACGAGCGGAUGGCGAAGGCGGCAGCGGCAACAACUCGCAGCGCAGAACCAGCGAAGGGACGAAGAAGAACGACAAGAAGCAGAACAACGAUUAUCCGCAACACAAAUUACCGAUCGAAACGACCGGGAGCAGCGGUUGGCGAAUCUUUUAGGCGCGGCCCGGUACAUCAACGCGACAACUGGAACAAUGACAGCACACCGGGAUGAAGCAGAUGAUGUUGAAGACGCUAUCCUCCACCCAGCGAGACAAAUUCACGACCAUAUGAUGCUUUUGGUCUCUGUUAUCGACCCCCGGUCGGUGCAGCAGCUGCGGGGUGGUGAAAAUCAAAAUCUAGCGGAAAUCGACCGGUAUGACAACCCGUUUUUCACGGCGAGGAGAAGGGACGAUAUUAACGGGGAAGAUCUUCAUGGCUCUGGAACAAGAAGGCCUCGACACAGAAGAACACCCUCACCGUCCGAGGAGUCGCAUGAACGCGGUUUCCCAACAAGGAGAACGCAGACAAUUUUAGCCACCGUACCAAUCCCCAGGAUCCUCGACUACGAGCGGCGGAGGCAUGAAAUGUUGUACGGUCCGGGGAGUUGGGACCGGAACAACGAUGAUAUCGAAUUCACGGAUCAGGGAACCAGUAGAACAUCGAAUGAGACCAGCAUCUUCGCGGGAUCUUCGGCGUUUCGGACCGUUCUGAACCUGAUGUGGGGCGGGGGACCGCCGAGCGGCGCGGCGACUAGUGGUGAUAAUGCUAGCGCGAGAUUGGAUUUGGAAGAAAGAGUCCGGCAAACGCUAGCGAAACGGCAGAGAAAUCGAGACUACCAUCAACUGCUGGGGGAGUUGCUUCUUCGGAUCCAGCUUCUGCCGAGACAAGAACGUGCCAGCGGGCAUUCUGGAGCCGCGACUGCACCCACGGAGCAAGAGCGCAGGAUUCGGGCGUUAGAAUAUCAAGUGCAAGAAAUAUGUCUGGUUCUGGAAGAACGGAACUUGUACUGCGCAUAAGGGAUACUUGCAGUUCCUGAGAAAUUGAAAUCUGUGUUGCAUGAGCAGCAAGAGUGACGUAUGAGCAGCUUUUUUGUCAUAGAAAAACGGAACGCGCAACUCGUGCUAGGCAUCAGAAAGCGUUUCAGAAAGAAGUUGUCAUGCUUGACCGCCAUGGCAAGUAGAAGUAUUGCAAUCAUCCGCAUGAGAACUCAUCAUCACAGGUUUAGUUCAGAAGAUCCAGAUCGAUAUAUUAAUUUGCAACAUGCAUACAAAAGCGGUUGAUACGCACAUGACGUUCGACGACCCCGACCUUACCGAUGACGACCGGAUGCCGCAAUUCCUGGUCGAGCCUGGGUUUUUAGAAAACCUGAUCCAUUCCAUCGUGGAGAAGGUUUCCAACAAUCUCCCGACCUUCCGGUCCUCCGCCUGUACGAAGCAUCCUAAGAAAUUGGAAGACGUUCUGGCGAAAAUUUCUGCGUCCAGGAAACGAGUCCCCUGUCCACUGUGUAGAAAACCGGUGCCGAAUAGUUUGAUUGGCCACUGGUUGGUGCAAGAUUGGAUUUUGGAACAGGAGGAAGAAGAGCUGGUGUUGUCUCAUCUUUCGCGGCCUUCCAAGGAAAAACAUGAACAUCAAAUUGGUGCUGGAUCAUCUAGUUCGCCUUCCGGUGCCUCUUCGUCUUCUUCUAGUACUUGGCAAUUAUCGUCCACAACUGCGACGACGCCCGCGUCUUCUUCUUCUACUUCCGGUCGUAAUGGUGCAACAGCAGCUCGUGCUCCGAUUUCGUCCCCUUCAAAAGCGAUUUUGGCCAAAGCGAGAAAGUCACAGACGAAUACUAUUACAGAUUGGACUGCCACACCGACCAAAAAAUCCUUCUCGGAGAUGAUCGAUGAACACGACAACAAAAACGGCAGUCCCCAAAGGGACCGGCUACUGCAUUUAAUGGACUUAACCGGGCUGAAGGCGGAGGACAUGGUGAUUAAAAACUGCCCGGUGAGGUGUUACAAAUUCCAGCCGUUGGCGGAGGAUACGAUGGUUCUACCCGUGCAUCAUCGACUGGACUCGGAAGACACGGACGCGGAUGAUGUUGAGGCGGGCAGAAGCGGACCGAGGACAAGCGCGAGAGGAGGUCGCAGUCGCACAAGUGGAACGUCGCAUGCUAGACACGCAAGAGGACGGCAUGAACGCGACGGCUCCCACUCCUAUCUGAACUACGACGGGACCACACCAAGAACUCCGGGUGGUCGAGUCCCUGUUGCGGAGGAUAUGCAAUACAAAUUUUCCGUACAUGUACAAGAUGCGUCACAAAUUUCACCAAGUUGGAGUGUGCUGACACUUGUCAUGCUAAACCAGGAUCGAAGCCUCGUUUUGUCAUGCAGAGACCGCAUUUGUACGUCGUGCACGGGAAAUUUACUGUGGAUAGAGGACGACCACAUGACAUACUCCUUCGUCUGCUUUAUGGAAAGGAUCGGCGCGGCGAUGAAUUUUGGGCUGGGGAACUGCUGCGCGGGACCACGGUCUUCGGGGACGUAUUGAAAUAGAGGCAUGCAGGUAUAAUAUUACCACUUCUGGUCGAAAACAAAAACGUCUUUGUCUGGUAAACUAAUUUUGAUACAACACAAAUUUCAAUUUCUUCAUAUUGAACUUUUGUAAAACAUUUGACAUCGUUUGAGAAUACAAACAUUCGCCUGCUGAAAAGACAAAAACUACUGUUUCACGAUUUUUGCAACCAGUCUCUGUUAAUAAGACGAUAAUGCUAGACGAUUGAAAUUUUGAUGUAUCCAUCACUGGGUGUGUGAUUUUCGGAGCAGGGCCGCGCACCCAUGCACAUGAAGAUA